Messenger RNA from Hydractinia symbiolongicarpus, 2200 nucleotides. RefSeq names its product kynurenine 3-monooxygenase-like. Gene Ontology annotation, molecular function: kynurenine 3-monooxygenase activity; NAD(P)H oxidase H2O2-forming activity; FAD binding. The transcript is spliced from 2 exons. The record is from RefSeq and is a predicted model, not a curated record. Gene Ontology annotation, cellular component: mitochondrial outer membrane. NCBI's taxonomy places the organism in Eukaryota, Metazoa, Cnidaria, Hydrozoa, Anthoathecata, Hydractiniidae. Gene Ontology annotation, biological process: quinolinate biosynthetic process; L-tryptophan catabolic process; NAD+ metabolic process. Bases 325 to 1776 code for a protein of 483 amino acids.
GGAAAUACUUUAAAAUCCAUAAAUUUAAUUUAUGCCAAAAUUAAUUUCGGCAACUUUUUUGCAGUUUUCAAAUUUGCUAAAAAUCAGUGAAUUUUUGUUUUUUAGUACUUCAGGUUUUUUAUUAAAAUGCUUUGAUUUUAGUAUUUAUGACAAAUAAGUUUGUUUAUUAUUUAAAACAGUAUGAUAUUGAGAAAAAAACAACUUUCACAACUUUUUGUAUACUGUUUUGUUAUUUGUUGCAUUUUUGUCAAAUGUCUUUGAACUGAAAAUUUCUACCAACCAAUAUAUUCAAAAAUCUUUAAUUUCCUUUGAAUAGUUUCUAUCAUGAAUGAACCAAAGGCAAGUACUUCAAAAAAACGUGUUCUGGUCGUUGGUGGUGGUUUGGUUGGGUCUUUGCAAGCUUUGUAUCUUGCCAAGCGUCAAUUUAAAGUAGAUGUUUAUGAACACAGACCUGAUCCCCGAAGUCAAAAAUAUGUAAAAGGGCGUAGUAUUAAUCUGGCAUUAUCAGUUCGUGGCCGAGCAGCAUUAAAAGCUGUUGGGGCUGAAGAUCACGUUGUCAAGAAAGGUAUACCUAUGUAUGCCCGUAUGAUUCAUGGAUACAAUGGAAAAAGAAUGCCUAUUCCCUACGGAAAAGAAGACCAAUAUAUUUUGUCUAUUGAUCGCAGAGAGUUGAACGAACAUUUGAUUGGAUUGGUUGACGAGAAUAAGAAUGUAAAUUAUCAUUUUUGUGAUAAAUUUAUUGCAGCUAAUUUCGAAAAAGGGGAGGUAACGUUUGAAAGUAAAGAUGGUAGGCAUAUUGAACAAGCAGACCUUAUUGUUGGAUGCGAUGGUGCAUUUUCCGGUAUACGACGACAGUUAAUGAAAACAGCUAGGAUGGAUUAUUCACAAGAAUAUAUACCACAUGGCUACAAGGAAAUACAAAUGCUGCCUAAUGCAAUGGGUGAUUUUGCAAUGGAGGUUAAUUACCUACACAUCUGGCCUCGCAAUACCUUUAUGAUGAUUGCCUUGCCCAACCAAAACAAAACUUUCACCUGUACUUUGUUUAUGCCUUAUCAUAUAUUUGAUGACAUCAAGACAGACGAAGAGAUCUUACGGUUCUUUGAAAGAGAAUUCCCCGAUUCUAUACCACUGAUUGGAAAGAAACAGAUUAUACAGGAAUACAACACGAACCCUGUGGGAGAUCUUAUUUCUAUCAAAUGUUCUCCAUACCACUACUUAGAUAAGGUGGUUAUAUUAGGUGAUGCAGCACAUGCAAUGGUACCGUUCUAUGGUCAAGGGAUGAACUGUGGCUUUGAAGAUUGUUUGGUUUUGGAUGAAAUGCUUGACAAGUUUGGAUCUAAUAUGAACCAUGCCUUAGCAGAGUACUCAACAUUUCGAAAUCCUGACGCCGAAGCCAUCAUUGAUUUGGCUAUGUAUAAUUAUAUGGAAAUGCGAGCUCAUGUUAAUUCACCAUUGUUUGUUUUAAGAAAGAGAUUUGAUAACUUUCUCCAUUGGCUGGUGCCUAACUAUUGGGUGCCAUUAUACACCAUGACCACCUUUUCACGCAUUAGGUAUCAUGAAGUUGUUGAGAGAAGUAAAAGGCAGGACAAGAUAGUAAACUGCCUGUUAGUAUCGUCAGGUGCUAUUUUUAUAAUCUGUGGAACUGUUUUUUUAUAUAAGAUUAUGCGAAAGGAUACUCCACAGACGUCAUACUUUAAUGCAUUCACAGAAUAUGCAACAGAUUCUAUUACUUAUGUAUACAAUAUCCUACCUGACCUCAAAUCAAAAAUUUAUUAACUUUUUGUGACAUUUGGUGGUAUAAUAAACUUUGUUAGAGAAAUACUAGUAAAAAAUAAGCAGCAUAAGUUUUUUCUAAAAAAUAUAUCACACUUUAAUUCACGAAGUGCAUGAGAAUUAGGUUGUGUCUGAUCGGAAAAAAUUAAUUCCUCACUAAACCUAGCUACUUCUUUGCUUUUCCCAGGCCUCAGUUUGUAAUAAAAUUCUGUCAGUGUUUACUUGCAAAAAGGUAUGUAGGUCUAUGUGUUCAGAUCAUUGUAGUGAAAUAUUAGUUCCUUUUGCAUUACAAAAUUCUUAAAUUUCUUUUUUUUUCCACAAAAAAAGGAGUGCAGAAUUUAUGUGUUUUAAAGGAGAAAGAUUUUGUACUAAAUAUGUAUAAAAACUUAAAAAAAAAAAUUGCAAUUAUCUUUUUAGAUUGUUUGAA